This is a messenger RNA of Microthlaspi erraticum, 624 nucleotides long. Lineage: Eukaryota; Viridiplantae; Streptophyta; Magnoliopsida; Brassicales; Brassicaceae. The record is from the annotation of a GenBank genome assembly.
AUGGAUCUUGAAGACAACAUUCGAAGAAUGAUGUCCAUAAUGGACCAAUCCCAAUUGCCGAAUGAGGUACGUCUGUUACCUAUCUGGAUUGUGUGGAUGAUCUGGAAAUCACGAAAUGAAUUUCUCUUUCAACAGAAAACUUCACAUCCUCAUAUGGAAGCCAACAAAGGAAUCAACGCGUUAGCUAAAUGGUUGCAGGCAAACCCAGUGGAACAGCAACAAAGACAUGAUCGCAGGCAUCCCUUGUCUCAAUGGGAACCGCCACCUCAACAUUUCCUUAAAUGUAAUUUUGAUAGUAGCUACUGUCGGGAUUUGGAUUACAUGAGAGUUGGUUGGCUUGUAAGAGAUUCUCAUGGUGCUUGUCUAGAUGCAGGUUGGGCAAAACUACACAAAGUGGAUUCAGCUUUGGAAGCAAAAGCAACUGGGUUUUUAUAUGUUGUUCAGCGUAUCUGGAGUAGAGGAUGGAGGCACAUUUGGUUUGAAGGUGACAAUAAGGAUCUUACGUCUAUCAUCAACAAGCAACAACAUCAUGUGGAGUUAGGUAAUUUAAUUUUUGAUAUUCGUCACUGGAUACAAAAAUUACCUCUUUGCUCUUUAGACCACGUAAAUCGUGAGAAGAAUUAG